Molecule: messenger RNA, 560 nt
Organism: Halteromyces radiatus
Lineage: Eukaryota; Fungi; Mucoromycota; Mucoromycetes; Mucorales; Cunninghamellaceae
Exons: 2
Coding region: 114-560 (148 amino acids)
Source: RefSeq, a predicted model, not a curated record
UUUUUUUAUAUAUAAAUUGGUUUAUUUUUUUUUUCUCGUUGCGAUGAAUACAUUAUCUUUUCCUCUCUUUCAUACACCUAUAGGAAAAAUCCUUUUCUAUUAAAAGUUUUAUUAUGCAUUUAUCUAAAAUUUUUUUGUUGUCCUUCUUGUUUACCGCUCUUUUCUACGAAUGCUUGUGUGUGGAAGCAGUGAACGAAGAUAAGUGCUUAGCCGACAUCGGAGAUAGUUUUGUCAAGAGAAUUGCUAAAUGUAAAGAUGAACAUUGUGUGAAAACAGUCUAUGGAUUCUUUAUCUUGGGAGCAUGGUUUCGAUGCAAAAAAAACGAUAUUUAUGAACUGUGUUACCAAAGACCAAACAAUGGCCUUCGGUGUGUAGCAGGCAAAUCUAAUGUUCUAUUCUUUGGUUUGCGAAAGUGUGAAAGCUAUCCGGGACACGCCUUUUGGCUAUAUCUUGGGAAAACGAGAGGGAGAGAAGAAAAAGACUCACAGGGAAGCCAUCAUGAUACCGCGAGGUUAAAUCUUUUGCUAUAUCUUUCUGAAAUGGAAAGCACUGAUAUUUAA